Molecule: messenger RNA, 2212 nt
Organism: Laetiporus sulphureus 93-53
Lineage: Eukaryota; Fungi; Basidiomycota; Agaricomycetes; Polyporales; Laetiporaceae
Exons: 7
Coding region: 305-2086 (593 amino acids)
Biological process (GO): protein ubiquitination
Cellular component (GO): cytoplasm
Molecular function (GO): ubiquitin protein ligase activity
Source: RefSeq, a predicted model, not a curated record
CGUAGAACUCUGGCUGUGCACAUCACCUCGCCGUUGUCAGCGACGACGAUUGUUUGCGAAGAGGCUAGGACACACUUAGGCAAGAACUGAACACUAGACCACGCAGCGUCGCCGCGGCAAUUCACAUCAAUCAGCUAUCUUACGUUGUCGUUGCUAACGACGACCUGCUUCUUUGCGCCUGACAAAGCGUAACUCACCGACCAGUCAUCGGCGGGACCGCUUAAUUUAGCAAUAGACCGUGAGUACAGUCAUUCCUCCGUGUGCAUUAAUUCUACUCAGCCUCGUGCUCACUUCUCUGCUGACAAUGGCCACCAUCGCGACUUGGUAUAAUAACCAAUACUCCACUUGGAAUAGGACAAGGCGACUCCACGCACAGCCGUAUCUCGCUCGCACGGACACAUCCACCUCACGCAGGGCUGCUGAGAUGGCACAGCAGAUGGCAGCGGCCCAGGACGCAGUCGUUCUCAACAUGGGCAAUCCCAAUGGGCUAGAUGCAAACAAGGAGAAGACGUCUGACACCCUCUUUGGCCCCAACAUCGGCAUUGUCAGUGGUGGGCCCGAAUGGACGGAGAGACACGAGAAGAGCAGCGAUGAGCUGACUCCGGAGAUCAUCAAGAACUGGAUUGCCAGAAGCAAGGAGGGCUUCCCGACGACGACGACGCUGCAGGCGCUCGUCAAUCUUAAGCGACCCACGCUCCGACUGACGCCAUUCGAGGACGCUCCCUCAGAUGAUCCCGACCACGCUGACUCGCAACACCACCACGGACUUGAAUUCGAAUACGACUGCGAUGCGCCUAAGUGCGGGAUCAGCGUCAACGUACUCCUAAGUCCGCGCCACCAUCUAGCGGGCAAGGCCGACGCAAGCGGGCUGUACAAGUUCCUCGUUUACGAGUCUGUUGUCGACGGUGGCUUCGGCAAGGUCUUGAAGCACGAGGACGGCGCGACGCUGGAGCUCGGAAGGUUCGAGCUGUGUGCCGACGAUCCCGAGAAGGAUACCGCGGCGGAGUCAUCGGUGGCUGUGGACGCGGAGGGGCAGCAGGCGCCGGAGGACAAUCACACGAAGCGGCUGCGGUUCACACACUUCAACUUCCGGAAGCGCAGUCAGAACCGGAAUGUGGCCGGCCCUGCCCUAGCUGUGGUCGAUGCGGAGACGCAUGCCACAGAAGGGGAGGAGAGCGAUUCGCAAACGGCAAGUAGGAGGGAGGAGCCCGAUGUUGGCGUGCGGGUGACUAUCCGAUUGGCUGCGCUGGACGGCGAAGGACAUGAGUUGCCGUCUGUGAACGAGCAGGUCACUUACCUGCACAUCGUCCGCUAUGGUCCUCCCCCUGUGUCCUUAGAUGGACAAGUCAUCGAAGACAAUCGUCCCUGGGUCGUCAAAGUUGUGAAGCGUGAGGCCACUAUUGGUCCACACACGUUCCAUCUGCAUGAGAUUUACGGCCUCUCCGCUAACUCAACCACUCCGUCGCAGCCUGUACCUACCUCACCCACCUCCGCAGAACAGCACGUCUACCCUCCCGUUCCCCCGCCCGGCACGACACAGGAGGAAGAACCCUCGUCUGAGUGUCUUCUCUGUCUCUCCUCCCCGCGUGAGGUUGUCCUUCUGCCAUGCCGCCACCUGGUUGCCUGUAGGGAAUGUGCACUCAACAUGAUCGAGUUUGGUGCGGGCGGCACGAUCGUGCAACAGGACAACGAGCCCAGUGCCACCACGGGUCCGGAUGACACCGCGGGCGAUGGCACUAACGUACCCACGUCCACCUCCGACGGCGCGCUGCCUGGCUCGGAGGCGGUCGCUGCGCCUCCCGUACCGCGACGUAAGCGCAAGGCGAAGGGGUGGUUCUGCCCAGUGUGUCGUCAACCAUACACAUCGAUGCUCCGAAUUACCACCGUGCCGCCCUCGAAAGAAGACGAGAUGCGCGACUCAAUGUCCACGGAUGUGCAUGUAGAGAGAGUGCCCGCGUCUCCGCCUGCACAGAGCGUCCGCGGGAGCCUUACUGCGUCGUUCCCCCGCCCUGGUGCCCUCCUCCGUGCGUUCGGUCGUUCCAGCGCACAGCAGCCAGAUGUGGAGAGGGGCCAGGUGCAGGCUUAGAUAUUCAUGACCGCGUUGCUCCUCAUUGUCAUCGACUCGGCCGACAUUCUUCUACUGGUGCCCUUUCACCCCACCCUGAAUUGUGUAAUCUUACAUCCCCAGUGCUUGGAUUCCUCUUCAUUACCG